Molecule: messenger RNA, 1153 nt
Organism: Orbicella faveolata
Lineage: Eukaryota; Metazoa; Cnidaria; Anthozoa; Scleractinia; Merulinidae
Source: RefSeq, a predicted model, not a curated record
GAUGAAGUGGAGAAGAUAUAUGGUUUUGGUCGUUGCAUCGAGUUGUACCUCCAGGAUGAAAAGUUAGUCAAAAUAAACGACAAGGGAAAGGAGCUGUUAAAGAAAGACGUUGAAGUGUGGACAAAGAGACCCCUGACGGAUGAUCUUAUCCAGUACUGUAUUGUGGAUACAGUGGCGAUGUUCAGGUUGUACAGCGAGAUGAAGGAUGUCAAUGGUGGAGAACAGGCUCGUCUGCGAGUUUCAUCCGAGAAGUAUGUUGAUCUGUAUCGAGGCAAAACACAACGGUCUUUCGACAACUAUGAAUUGAACGCGUAUCUACCUCUUGACAUAAUUCCUGAUAAAGGAACUCUAGAUUUUCCUGCUGCUAACACUGAAUGUACGCGCUGCCAUCGGCGAUUUCCACGAAAAGAAUUCAGUGCAACACAGCUGAGAAAAAGAGAACAGAAAUGCAGGGUGUGUAAGGAGAUAAAGCGCCAGGAGGAUGUACACCAGCUCAGAGAAGACCAGUGGAGACAACGCCAGGCUGGCCGCGAAGAAUAUUUCCAUUUGGAUGACUUAACUUUAGAUUUCCACUGUUCAGAUUAAUGUGGUAAAAUCUCAUGUAGGCUACGUGCCAACACAAAAUCCUAUCAAUAUGGCAUGGAAACUAAUUCCAAAGGACUUUGAUACUUCAGUAAAGAAGGACUACAGCGAGACAAACAUAAGUUUACAUGUAACUUAAAGGCAUGUCAAUCGUACGUUUUUGCCACUUUUUACCACAAUGGUAAAAUAAGUGUUACCGUCGAGAAAAAGUGUUGAUAGGUAAGAGAAACGUAAGUGGGCUAUGUCUUUUCCUGGUAAUCAGUAGCCUAACUUAUGCAAGCUUAUUACAUCUAUUAUGACUCAUUGCUGUCACCGAAGUCCGUUCAAGCAAGCAGUCCAAACCCUGCGAGGACUUCUUUACAGGAAAUGGCAAUAUUAUUUUACAGGUGUGUUGAUCAGCCCAUAAACAGAUACAUGUUCUAUCAAAUAUUUUCGCUCGCACGCGAUUGGUCUAAACACGUCACAUGACCAAAUAUUGCCCAACUAAAACACUGCGCGCGUUGCAAAAAAUAUUUGAAGAAUAAUAAACACAUUAGCCUGCAUUUGGGGCAAAAAUAUGCUAGGAUAAUUG